CAGGAGGACUGUGUGAGAUGGGGGGUGAGUUCUUUUCAUCUCAAGAGCCCGGCCACUCAGUCCAAAUGAAUUGCCGCUCCGGCUAGGAGUUCUACCUUCUCUUUUGACUGAUUUCAAGCUGUUUCUUACAUUGGGUUCAUUAAUGCCUGCGUCUACACGGUCACAAACGAGAGAAAGAGAGAGAAGAGAGAAGCUUCUGAGUGUUGCUCUUGAGGGAGGGAGGAGAGGGAAGAGGAUUGUUCGUCCCAGACAAGUAAGGAAGUACGGACCCCUCUUGAGAGACUUAUUGACUCCCUCGUCCUCCAUCAUGGCAUCUGCAGCAGAUUGGAAGCUGCAAAUGGACGCUGCCCCUGAGGCAAAGAAAGCGCAGUACCGAUUCUUCUAUGAGAAAGCAUUGAAGAGGGAGGAGGAAGGGAAAGAGAAGGAGAGGGAGGAGAAGGUAAAGGCUCAUGCAGCCAUUUUCUGUACCUUGCCUGCCCUGACCGAUGCGAAGGUGGAAGAGAAAACCGUUCCACUCCUCCGGGCUUUGGUGGACGUCCGGACUGUUGAGGACCACACUGGCCAACUCGCCAAAGUGUUUGAUGAACUUAAGAAGUUGCGCGAGGACAUGGCCCUGAUAGCGCAACAGCACCGUGACCAGCUGCAGCAGUUUGCUAAUGUGCAGCCAGCUCAAAGCAUCCUUCCGUCUACCUACCCUGCUUCUAGUGCUGCGUGUCAGUCUGUUUUUGCCCCUCUAAAUGUGUCUUCUUCUACUUCUUCUUCGUCUUUGAGUGUGGCUAACAGCCAAUCCGGAUCUGCAGUAGGUCCAGACCCCGCUGCUGCUGCUGCAGCGGCAAGUGGCAGUACAGGGAAUUCUGGAACUGUUGCAGUCUCGAGUUCGGACCAAACAAUGGCUGGUCUUAGCGGCAGCUUUGCCUACAUCGACAGGAAGGCGGCGCAGAUUCCGUACAAGUAUGACGGAAAGGACGACAUCGAGUCUUGGAUCAGCUCCAUGCGAUCCUACUUUGAUGUGUUGGGGACCCCCCCGUCAACCUUGUCGUCUAUCCUAGGGACUAAUGUGGAGCCCGUCGUGAGGGGUUUCUUGGAAACCCAAGCUGUCCAAUCAGGCUAUAAGAGAAUAGACCUGAACAAACGGCUGAAGGCUACGCCUACCGCCACACUCGAGGAUCUUUUGAUCAAACAGUAUGAUGAUCCACAUGCCCCUCUAAAUGUGUCUUCAGCAGCCAAAGCUAGACUUAAGCUUGACAAGCUCAAGCACAGCAAGUGGACCGGCACCAUGCAUAGCCUGCAGCAGUAUGUUAGUAAACUCUUUGCUACUCUGGAUAGGGAGACGACUGCGCAGUCUUGUUUGGAUGUGAUAAAAGGGACGGUCCCCUCUACUCUAAAAGAUCGCCUAGGGCUCGGACUCAGCACAUAUACAUAUUGGCUUACCCUCAUGCGGGAUUUAGUCAAGCUGGAGGCACAAGACCUCCCGGGUGGAUCAAGUGGCAAAAAGACCACCAGCCGCAAACGGUUUCCAGGCAGCAACCGUUUUGCAGCACACGAUCUGCUUGAGGCUGACGAGGAGACCCUCGUGGAGGAAUCUUCUCUUGAUGACGAUCAAGAGCAAGACUGCGGGGUAUUUUGCUCUUUGUUAGCCCAUGAGUCUGAGUAUGUGAACGACGAUGAAUCUAUGAAUGCCUUCAAAAUGACUGCCUUUAAAAGAAGCAUGAUGCCAGUCUUCAGAAAGGCCAGCUUUGUGCUUUGUUCACUUAGUUUGUUGGGUCUUUUCUCCAGCUUCUGAUUCUGCUUUGCUCUUUUGGUG
Messenger RNA from Chara braunii, 1804 nucleotides. NCBI's taxonomy places the organism in Eukaryota, Viridiplantae, Streptophyta, Charophyceae, Charales, Characeae. The record is from the annotation of a GenBank genome assembly.